Lactuca sativa (garden lettuce) is the source of this 1735-nucleotide messenger RNA. Its product is annotated as 2-oxoisovalerate dehydrogenase subunit alpha 2, mitochondrial. Gene Ontology annotation, cellular component: oxoglutarate dehydrogenase complex. Lineage: Eukaryota; Viridiplantae; Streptophyta; Magnoliopsida; Asterales; Asteraceae. Gene Ontology annotation, molecular function: oxidoreductase activity, acting on the aldehyde or oxo group of donors, disulfide as acceptor. Gene Ontology annotation, biological process: branched-chain amino acid catabolic process. The record is from RefSeq and is a predicted model, not a curated record.
ACGUAUUUGUUUCUAUCUAUUUGGUAAAGUUUGUUGAUUUGGUGCUCCAUAAUAAAUACCCUUUCUUCCUCCUUGAAUUCAAUCGUUAAACAAACAAUGUUCCCUCUCUUCUCUCCAAUCUGAGAGCUUUCAAUUCUGGUUUUGCUCAUUGAUUCAUUCUUCAAUGGCUUCCUACUUCACAAAAUCGAAAUCUUCCAUCAUGCAUAAUCUCAAAUCCAAGAGGUUUCUCAUGUUAGGCUUAAUCAAUCGCACGACUUCCAGUUCCAUUGGUAGUUCGCAGUUUGCUCAUCGUCUUCUUCAUACGAUUUCACCUCCAUCGUUACCUGCUUGGAGUUAUGCGAGUUCGUCUCGGAUUAAUUCCUCCAUUGUUUUAACUCGUUGUUUUGCUUCGGUCGCCGGAGGGAGAAGAGCGCAUACGGCUACCAGUGUUAGCGACGACGUCGAUCAGUUCUCUAAUGAAGCUCCUACAAGGGAACACCUAGAUUUUCCAGGUGGAAAAGUCAAGUUUACCCCCAAACUAACUUUCACAUCAAAAACUAUAGAGGAAAGGGCUCAUUGUUAUCGAGUGCUUAAUGAAAAUGGACAUAUAAUCCCCAAUAGUGAUUCAGUUCAGAUCAGCAAAGAACUUGCUGUGAAAAUGUAUGCUGACAUGGCAACACUGCAAGUUAUGGAUACUAUUUUCUAUGAGGCACAAAGACAAGGUAGAAUAUCAUUUUAUCUAACAACAAUUGGUGAAGAGGCAAUCAAUAUUGCAUCAGCUGCAGCUCUUAACAUUAAUGACUUUGUCUUUCCUCAGUAUAGGGAGGCUGGAGUUUUAUUAUGGAGAGGAUUUACUUUACAAGAAUUUGCAAAUCAAUUGUUUGGAAAUAAAUAUGAUUAUGGAAAAGGGAGACAGAUGCCUAUUCAUUAUGGGUCUAAGAAGCUUAAUUACAUUACAGUUUCAUCUACUGUAGGACCACAGAUUCCACAUGCAGUAGGUGCUGCUUAUUCUCUGAAGAUGGAUAAAAAAGAUGCAUGCACAGUUACUUAUUUUGGUGAUGGAGGCACUAGCACGGCAGAUUUCCAUGCUGGAUUAAACUUUGCUGCAGUUAUGGAGGCUCCAGUAAUUUUUUUCUGCAGAAACAAUGGAUGGGCUAUUAGUACUCCAAUCAGUGAUCAGUUUAGAAGUGAUGGAAUUGUUGUAAGAGGGAAAGCAUAUGGAAUUCCGAGCAUUCGAGUAGAUGGAAACGAUGCUUUAGCAGUCUAUUCAGCUGUUCAUAAGGCACGCAAAAUGGCUAUUGAAGAACAAACACCUGUUUUAAUUGAGGCGAUGACAUAUAGAGCAGGACACCAUUCGACAUCAGACGACUCAACAAAGUAUCGAUCGGUUGAAGAAAUCGAAUGGUGGAGAGGUGAUCAAAACCCUGUAAAGAGAUUUAGAAAAUGGAUCGAAAAUGAAGGUUGGUGGAAUGAUGAAGCCGAAUCACAACACCGUAGCAACAUAAGGAAACAGUUAUCACAAGCAAUUCAAGCGGCAGAGAAAGUAGUAAAGCCUCCACUUGGGGACCUUUUCAGUGACGUAUAUGAUGUCAUCCCUAAAAACCUUAUCGAUCAAGAGGCUUUUGUAAGAAAAAGUAUGGACAAACAUUCGCAAGAUUAUCCAUCCGAUGUUCCCGUGUAAAUCAAUGGGCUUUAUCGUGUAUUAAAAUUAUUAUUAAUUUUAUCAAUGAGAGUUCUAAAUUAAUAUUAUUUUGCA